AUUUCCAAAAUUCAUUUUUUUUCGUAUGUAGCAGUCAGUGGAUUCAGGUUUCACGAUGUGGUUAUUGAAUUGCCGAUUAAUUUAGUAAAUUUGAGUGAUCUUUCUCCGGCUCAAGUUGGGGAGAUUUUGCUAGCUUGUAAGAAGAGGGUCGAGCAACUUUGGAGUUGUGAUUCUAUCAAGUAUGUUCAGGGAGGAAAACAUUGUAAUCCACCAUACAUGGAGACUAUCUUCUUUGAGACUCGUAAGAAGGACAAGAAGCUUUGUGAACCUGAAACCUAUGAAAAAUAUAUAGAAAUUCAAGAAGUACUACAAUCUGAGCCAUCUCUUACUAAUAUUGAGGUAGUAGAGAGAUGCUUCGGACCUCAGCGCAAGAGUCAUGUUUUUGGAUUUGGCAGCGGAAUAACUAGUAGGGAUUUGAAAGGAGGUAGCUCUGCAAAGGCUGAUCUUUUAGAAGAUCUAAUUGCGAGUAAAAAGGAAAAGGUUGUACUAUUAGAAGAGCUAAAUGCGAGUCAAAAGGAAAAUGAAUCAAUGAAAAGACGCAUGGAAAACAUAGAGAAGAAAUGUGAAUGGUUUGAAAGUCCAAUGUUUGGACAUCAAUCACCUUCACUGUCGUCAAGUGAACAAAAUACUAGUUGAAUCAUUUUACAGAUCGAGAAUUGAAAGUCACGAAGAAUCUUCAAGUGUGAAAUGAGUUGAAACAAGGUGUUAGAGGUUGAACAAGUUGAAGCGCACAAGGAAUUUGCUAUAGGAUAUUUGUUUUAAAUUGUUUCCAUCUGAACAUAUAUAUGCUAAUUUUUUAUUUUUGUUUUUAGGAGUUUAAAAAUUCAAACACUUUAUAAUUUUUAAUUUAUAACUACGUGCAAUGAUUAUGGUAUCAAGAAUUUAGUGUUGACUAUAUAUUUUGUGUUUGGAA
Molecule: messenger RNA, 913 nt
Organism: Solanum tuberosum (potato)
Lineage: Eukaryota; Viridiplantae; Streptophyta; Magnoliopsida; Solanales; Solanaceae
Exons: 4
Coding region: 217-636 (139 amino acids)
Source: RefSeq, a predicted model, not a curated record